GAUUUUCAGUAGGAUACCUAUUUGUUGUUAUUUUGUUAUUUGAAAAAAACUUAAAAAGCUAUGAAAACAUGACUGAUAAUAAGUUAAGACAACGCCAGGGACAUGAUCAGACGGUGAAGAAACCCUCAGCCAACAGUAACCACAAGGAUAAAGAGAAAAACAAAGGUGUAAAUAAAAUCGCAGCCGUCCAUGAUGAACUACAACAGGCGACUAGUUCUUUCACCCAUCGUUUCUGGACCCGUACCGUAGUCGUCUUAUCGGUUAUGACUGUCGUAUUCUUCUAUAGUAAAAACCAGCCAAAGGAAACUAAAUUUGCUUUGGUCAAAGAGACACUACCAUUGCGUAUGCAAAGAUUCAAAUGCUCCGAAGAAUAUGAAAAUGAAAUGCAACAAUUUCCUCAAUGUGUACCCAACAAAUGUGGACGUUUUGUUGCCGAUAAAUUAAUUGAGCCCAAAGAAGUUGAAAUGCUAUUGCAUAUGGCUGAAAAUAUAAUCGAUUUGGCGGGGUCGUCGGGGGGAGCCUCAAUAUUGGAUAUACAUUCGGGAGCACUAUCAUAUGGUGAUAAAUUUCUGAAUGUCUUUCAAAUGUCCAAGGCAAUGGAUAUCAUAAAGCCAGAACAUUUGACAACCUAUAAUUUGGUUAAGGGCAAAAUAAAGUUAGCCAUUGCUGAGCAAUUUGGUAUAGCGCCAGAACACUUGUAUUUGACAUAUCCCACCUUCUUUUCGCGCAUAACAAAUGUUACCGCUAAAACCAUACAUGAUGAAUAUUGGCACGAGCAUGUGGACAAAGAAACCUAUCCAUCUUUCCAUUACACUUCCUUGCUAUACCUAACAACUUACAAUAACGACUUUAAGGGUGGUAGAUUUGUAUUCGUCGAUGGUAGGGAAGAAAAUCGCACCACCUCUACAGUGGAACCCAAAAAGGGUAGAGUUAGUGCAUUUACUUCGGGCUCAGAGAAUCGGCAUCAUGUGGAACAAGUAUCCGAGGGUACUAGAUUUGCUGUUACGAUAUCAUUUAGCUGUGAUAAAAAACAUUCCAUAAAUGAUCCUAAAUUGGCUUCUCUUAAGCAAUAAUAACUUAAAAAAAUAUUUUCGUUAUUCGAAAAUUUAUAUCCACCGUAACUUGAUAUCCUUAAUAAAAAAAGUAUUAUUUUGAAAUGUAUGUCAAUUUAGAUCAAAAUACACCCUUACUAAACCUAUCGAAGAA
Stomoxys calcitrans (stable fly) is the source of this 1206-nucleotide messenger RNA. RefSeq names its product 2-oxoglutarate and iron-dependent oxygenase domain-containing protein 3. NCBI's taxonomy places the organism in Eukaryota, Metazoa, Arthropoda, Insecta, Diptera, Muscidae. The transcript has 5 exons. Gene Ontology annotation, molecular function: iron ion binding; L-ascorbic acid binding; oxidoreductase activity, acting on paired donors, with incorporation or reduction of molecular oxygen. Gene Ontology annotation, cellular component: membrane. The record is from RefSeq and is a predicted model, not a curated record. Bases 69 to 1073 code for a protein of 334 amino acids.